AUGGCGUCUCUUUUGAGUGGUGGCAUGCGUCGCACGUCUCGGAAGCGCGUAUCUUUAGUUGAUGAUGAGUUUUCUAGUUCGGAUGAUGAUGACUUUGCGCUAGACGAUAGCGACGGAAGCGGAGAGUCCGCGGAAGAGUUUGAAAGCUCCAGUGACUCGGACCUUAGCGGCGAUGAGGUCCCUGCUUCGGCGCGGGACUGGACAAAGGUGGACACGACAAAUCCUCCACGAGCUCCUCCCCGCUUUCCGUUUACUGCCACGCCGGGUGUCUCCGCUGGUCUCGACGAAAACGACACCCUCGACGCUGUUGGGUACUUGGAACUCUUGCUGAGCCCGGACGUAAUGACUCAGAUCGUCAAGGAAACAAACAGGUAUGCCGAUCAACACUUGGCGACCGCACCGAUCUCAAGGGGUUCCCGUGUGAAGGCGUGGAAACCGGUGACGGAAGCAGAAAUGAAAGUCUUCUUCGCCCUGCUGCUUUUACAGGGAAUAGUAGACAAGCCAGUUGUCGAGUGGUAUUGGUCAAAGCGCAGAGUGAUUGAAACCCCAGUGUUUGGAGAGGUGAUGAGUAAGAGCAGAUUUAUUCUGCUCAUGAAGUUUCUCCACUUCGCAAACAACGAAGAUGAUGCUGGUGAAGUGGGGCAAGCGCGUCAGAAACUUCGCAAGAUCUGGCCGGUGCUGUCGCUCAUGAAAGAGCGCUUCAAAGCAAGCUACAUGCCAGAAGAGAAUAUAUCCAUUGACGAGAGCCUCAUGCUCUACAAGGGACGACUCUUCUGGAAACAGUUCCUUCCGCUAAAACGGUCCCGCUUUGGCGUGAAGUUCUAUGUGCUGUGUGAGGCAGCAUCCGGCUACAUAUGGGACGUCGUCAUCUACACAGGCAAGGGCACCGACGUCGACGGUCAGGCAAGCACCAUGGGGACGAAAGUCGUCAUGAGACUAAUGGAGCCACUGCUGGACCAGGGCUAUUGCCUUACUGUGGAUAAUUUCUACACGUCGCCGGAGUUGGUUGAAAAACUUCUGAGCCGCAAGACUGACGUCUACGGCACUGUGCGACCAUCCCGCAAAGAUAUGCCACCUCUCAAAGAUGCUAAUCUCAAAAAGGGAGAUAUUGUGGCAUAUCAACGUGGAAAGUGCAUGGCACUCCAGUGGAGGGAUAAAAAGCUUGUGACUUUGCUGUCCACUGUGCAUGGCGCCACCAUGACAGAAAUGGUAAAUAGGAAGAAAGAGACAGUGUCGAAACCAGCUGUAGUCAUCGACUACAACCACACCAUGGGUGGUGUUGACAAGAGUGAUCAGAUGCUUUCCUACUACCCUACAACCAGAAGCCGACAGAAAAUUUAUUACAAGAAGAUUUUCCGUCACCUCCUAGACAUGGCAGCCUUCAACGCAUUUUUGCUCUACCAGAAACAAGACGGGAAACUGAGCCACCUGGAGUUCCGGCUGGCGCUGGUCGAAGGAAUGGUCCAGAAGUACCACGAUCCGAACCGAACCCUCAAGAAAGGCAGGCCGUCCGACACCAGCUUGCUGCGCCUGACCGCCAGACACUUUGUGUCCUACAUCCCACCGACACCUGGAAAGGAGCUGCCAACACGAAGGUGCGUCGUGUGCUGCAAGGCACGAGGUGGUGGGGACAAGAAGGUGCGCAAAGAAACGCGCUACUGGUGCAAGGACUGUGGCGUGGGACUGUGCGCCAUCCCAUGCUUCGAGGUGUACCACACCAAGGCACAAUUUUGA
Molecule: messenger RNA, 1734 nt
Organism: Ixodes scapularis (black-legged tick)
Lineage: Eukaryota; Metazoa; Arthropoda; Arachnida; Ixodida; Ixodidae
Product: piggyBac transposable element-derived protein 4-like
Exons: 1
Coding region: 1-1734 (577 amino acids)
Source: RefSeq, a predicted model, not a curated record